GAUAGAAUAUUGAUUUUACAUUUUUAAAAGCAUUCCUAAUUAUUAAGAAAUCAACAAAAAUAUAUUUAUUAUAUUCUGAGAACUGAGAAGGUAUUAUUUUAUUUUUGAGACGUUCGGAACUUAAUUUAAUAAUACUUAUUGCACAGGAUAAGAAAUUUACAUAACGUCCAAAGUCGUUCAGUAAAACCCUACAAUAAACCUCAACCUUGGUAUCAGCAUUAGGAAUAAUCUAUUUAAAAGUAUACUACACCCUUAAGACAGGUAGAAGAUGGCAUCGGUAGGGUUUCAAUUCUAGGCUCUUAUUUAAAAAAGGACAACUGAAGUGUAAGAAAGUUACAGUCCUUUCUUGGACGAGCCCUCGGAGAAUAUACGGCAGUCGGCAGUACAACUUCAAUAUCUAACUGUCAAUUCGAUGUUCAUAUUUUACUGGUGUAUCGAUGAUAGAGUCGUGUUAGACAUAAAUGGCUUUAAACAGUUUGAACCUUUGUUAAACUUCUUGAAUUCUUAGCACAAACGCCAAAAAUAUUUGUGCAAUAUAUUUUUUUAAGUAUACCUACAUUCACAAAAAUGCUAGAUAAAAUCGGAUCUCAUUAUGAACGGCAAGAAUCGAACUGGGUGGCUGAAGGAGGUUUUGGAAAUGAAACUGUGGUUGACCGAGUUCCAUCAGAUAUGAUGCACCUGGUUGAUCCUUCUUGGUAUCAAUUUCCACCAAUGGAAUCAAUGUGGUACAAAUGGUUAGGCGUUACUAUAUUCUUUUUGGGCAUAUUAUCAGUCGUGGGUAAUGGAAUGGUGAUUUAUAUAUUUACCUGUACAAAAAAUCUUAGAACGCCAUCCAACUUACUGGUAGUUAAUUUGGCGUUUUCCGAUUUCUGUUUGAUGUUCACAAUGUGUCCGGCAAUGGUUUGGAAUUGUAUUUACGAGACGUGGAUGUUUGGACCUUUUGCUUGUGAACUGUAUGGUAUGUUUGGAUCAUUAUUUGGGGUUACAUCAAUAUGGACAAUGGUCUUUAUAGCUUUAGACCGUUAUAACGUAAUAGUUAAGGGAUUAUCUGCAAAACCUAUGACAACCAAGUUAGCAUUAUUACAAAUAUUUUGUAUAUAUCUGCAUGGACUUUUUUGGACUUUAACCCCUUUUUUUGGAUGGAGCCGAUAUGUACCAGAAGCAAACAUGACAGCAUGUGGCACUGAUUAUUUAACUCUGACGUGGCACAGUCGUAGUUAUGUUUUAGUAUAUGCAAUGUUCGCAUACUUUUUACCAUUGCUUGUCAUCAUCUAUGCAUAUUAUUUUAUUGUGAAGGCAGUAGCAUCGCACGAGAAAUCUAUGAGAGAACAAGCAAAAAAAAUGAAUGUAUCUUCUCUAAGAUCUGGAGAUCAAAGCAAUACUAGUGCAGAAUUUAAGUUGGCUAAAGUGGCUUUAAUGACAAUUUCCUUAUGGUUCAUGGCUUGGACACCAUACUUGGUUAUCAACUUUGCUGGAAUAUUUCAAUUAAUUACAAUUGAUCCAUUAUUUACAAUCUGGGGAUCUGUUUUCGCUAAAGCUAAUGCAGUAUACAAUCCAAUAGUAUAUGCGAUUAGUCAUCCAAAAUAUAGAUUGGCAUUAGAUAAGAAGUUCCCAUGUCUGGUAUGUGGAAAGUUAGAAGACGACAGGAGCGAUUCAAAAUCAGUUGCUUCUGCUCAAACAACUGUAUCCGAAGACAAAGUCUAAGAAUCAAACUAACUUAAUCUCUUGGAGUAUGUUUAAUCAAACUAUCAGUCAUUUAUAUUGUUUAUAACAACUAUACCUUUAUUUCAAUUUUCUACGUAUUUUCCUUAUCCAUUGGGAUUGGUUCUGUUUCAAAGCAGCCUCUAGUGUAUCUUUGAUGUGAACCAAGUUUAAUGGAUCUGUUUGUAGGUAUAAUGUUUCGAAAACAUUCUUUUUUUCUAAAUCUAAUUUCAAUGUAACAACUGGUACUGUUUGAUGUAAUAAAGAUCUUGAUCCCAUCUGUAUACAUAAUA
Molecule: messenger RNA, 1994 nt
Organism: Aphis gossypii (cotton aphid)
Lineage: Eukaryota; Metazoa; Arthropoda; Insecta; Hemiptera; Aphididae
Product: opsin-1
Exons: 8
Coding region: 568-1704 (378 amino acids)
Biological process (GO): phototransduction; visual perception; G protein-coupled receptor signaling pathway
Cellular component (GO): membrane
Molecular function (GO): G protein-coupled receptor activity
Source: RefSeq, a predicted model, not a curated record